AUGGAUCCAUCAUUGUUGAUCUUAACUUUGAGUAUUUGCUUUUGUUUCCUUGCUAUUUCCGUACAAUCUCAACAAAAUGUGAGUCCUUUAUCACCACCACCAUCAUCACCACAACCUCCUCCGCCACGUCAGCAGAAUCACCAUCAUCCACCACCUCCAAAACCUUUGCUUUCUGCUCCAAAAUCGACAACCUCGGAUAGUAAAGACUCGAACCACAAUAAAAAUAACGAUAAAAAGCACCAUACAUUGAAAAAGAAGCCAAAAUGGGGGAAGAAACUAGGAUUUAUGUUUGUGGGUGCUGCUGGGAUAUUGCAGGUGUGUGUGCUGGUGUUCUUGCUAAUCAAGAGAAGACAAUUGUUAAAGGCUGAAAGGAACAUUUGA
Messenger RNA from Lycium barbarum (goji berry), 381 nucleotides. RefSeq lists its product as uncharacterized. The transcript has a single exon. The coding region runs from base 1 to 381 and encodes 126 amino acids. The record is from RefSeq and is a predicted model, not a curated record. Lineage: Eukaryota; Viridiplantae; Streptophyta; Magnoliopsida; Solanales; Solanaceae.